Messenger RNA from Eucalyptus grandis, 1732 nucleotides. RefSeq lists its product as uncharacterized. Gene Ontology annotation, molecular function: 3'-5'-RNA exonuclease activity. NCBI's taxonomy places the organism in Eukaryota, Viridiplantae, Streptophyta, Magnoliopsida, Myrtales, Myrtaceae. The record is from RefSeq and is a predicted model, not a curated record. The coding region runs from base 264 to 1196 and encodes 310 amino acids. The transcript has 7 exons.
CAGUAAUUAUCUCUUUUUUCCACCUUUCCCACCAACUCCGGCUCUGUCCAGUAGUCCCCACGAGUUUCAACAUCGCAAGCAAGCGAGAUGGGCAAGAAGCCAAAGCAAUGAGCAGCUUCCUCGUUGCGCAGCACGACUCCUGUGAUGCUCGCUGAUGGGGGCUGGAUCGGUCAGCAUCAUGUAGCAACUGGGUAGCGAAAAGGGUCGAGAGAAAGAGAAGAGAAUAGAUAGAGAAGAGAGAGAGAGAGAGAGAGAGAGAGAGGAUGAGCGCGUCCCUCACGGUGAUGACCUUCAAUCUGCUGGAUGAUCAAGGGGAGGACAGCCCGAAUUCGUGGCUGAAGAGGAGGGAAAUGUGCGUCAGUGUCAUCACCAGCUACUCCCCCAUCAUCCUCUGCACCCAGCAAGGUGUAAAAUCGCAGCUUGAUUAUCUACAGCAGUUCUUGCCUGGUUAUGAUCAAUUUGGAAUCUCAAGGAAAGGGUCCCAAGACACUAUAGAUGAGCACUGCACCAUUUUCUACGACAAAGAGAAAGUAGAGCUACUUGAAGGUGGAACUUUUUGGUUGUCAGAUUCACCUUCUGUUCCUGGAAGCAAAUCAUGGGGUUCCGCGGUUCCUUGUAUUGCAACAUGGGCAACAUUCCAAUUGAAAGGUGUCGAGCCUCCGGGUUUUUCGUUUCAGAUAGUAAAUACAAACAUGGACGAACUGAUCCCACGUGCCCGCAGGAGAGGCGCAUUGCUCACUUGGCAACAUAUUGCGUCUUUACCUCCUAGCUUGCCAGUUGUGUAUUGCGGAGGAUUCAACACCCAAAAGGAAUCAACUACGGGGCGUUUUCUUCUUGGAAGAUCUAGAGAGCAUGGUGUGGUAGGAGAUAUGCGGGAUGCAUGGUUUAAUGCACGAGUGCGGAAGAACGUUUCUCUUGUUCGCACUUACCAUGGAUUUAGAGGUGACAAGCAGGGAACUCUUGAGUACAUCAAAUUGAUUUUCAGGGCACUCUGCCUCUGCUGGGAUCGCCAAACUCAGGAUCUGCACAUAGACUGGAUUCUUUUCCGUGGUAGAUCUCUCAUACCAGUUUCUUGUGAAGUGGUCAGUGAUAACAUUGAUGGAUGCUAUCCAUCAUCCCACUAUCCCAUAUUUGCCGAGUUUAUGCUGCCUCGUAAUAUAAGGAUGCUUGAACCUCCUGCACAAGAAGACUCAUAGUCCCUAUCUUCGAUGGUUGAAAUCUGUUUUCACCUUUCUGACUUUCGUGUGUUCCAUAAUUGUUGUCAUAUUUUUGGGUGAGGCCAAUUUCUUCAGCGGCAUUGUUUAUUUAGAGGGUAUCAGAACAGCCAAGUUGUCAAAUUAGAUGACUAGAACUUUUUGACUUGAAUAGAUGGAAUGCGAGUCUUUUAAGAAGAAGGGAAAGAUGAACUUCAGUCACUUGACUCCAGGGCAGCUGUUUAGAAGUCAUCAAGUUGGAACUCACCCAUGAUACAUAAGGGUUUCUCCCUCCUCUUGAGAAAAAUGCAAAAAUAGAGAUGUUUAUGAAUAGAAUGAAUAGUACAACAAAUGCCAUGUCUAAUAAGUCUAGCUAGAUGCAACAAGUCUGUCUGGAGGGCUGAUGAACUAGUCAUUAAAAUGAACUCCAUUUGAAAUUUCCACAAAUUUCUCUAAUAUGUAUACGGUACUUCUAGUUCUUUGUAGUAGAUAGCUCGGUUAAUCGAGCAUGAGAUGAUAAUGUUUGUUGUUUCCUCGUC